AUGGCGCCCAUCCAGUUUGGUGUUAUCUUGAUACCAUUCCAACUCCUGGACGUUGCAGGACCUGUGGAUAUCCUAUCCUGCUCCUCGAUUCCAGCUCUACGGGGAUUCGGCAAUCCCGAGAUAGCUGAACGUGGUGUUGAUAUCGAAUUCCACUAUAUCGGCGAGGAAAUGAACUCUGUAAUCCAUUCUGCAGGUUUUAAAUCCCAGCCUACAACCACCGUCUCUACUUGUCCUAAGCUUGACUACCUCCUAAUCGGUGGGCCUUCACCAACUUAUCUCAACGAGAUCCCACCAGCGAUAGCACGAUUUGUGUGCGAGCGUGCGGACGAAGUCAAGACCGUAUUCACCACUUGCACCGGUGGAAUGGUCGCGGCCGCGUUGGGUCUCCUCGAUGGUCUUAAUGCCACAACAAACCACGAAGCCAUGGUGCUUGCGAAGAGACUUAGUCCCAAUGUCAAGUGGACAGCCGAAAAGAAUUGGGUCAUUGACGGCAAAUUUUGGACUGCCGGUGGUGCAUGUGCUGGCAUGGACAUGAUGGCACAUUGGGUCAUGGAGAAUUAUGACAAGGAUAUAGCCGAAGCCGCGUUUGCAACUCUUGCUUAUGAACCGCGUGAUGUGAAUGGAAAACAGGUUAUUUUGGGACAUGUUUCAAAGUGA
Penicillium robsamsonii is the source of this 657-nucleotide messenger RNA. RefSeq names its product DJ-1/PfpI family protein. Lineage: Eukaryota; Fungi; Ascomycota; Eurotiomycetes; Eurotiales; Aspergillaceae. The record is from RefSeq and is a predicted model, not a curated record. The coding region runs from base 1 to 657 and encodes 218 amino acids. The transcript has a single exon.